CCUUUUCACAACUGCUCCCACUGUGAACUCCCCAAACUGAGACGCCUCACCUCCUCCAACUUCUCCUCACUUCACUUUCUCUGUAAACAGAACUUCAGGCAGCACCGACAUGAGCGACCCGAAAACUCUGCUGGGUCUGAGGGUCUGCCUGUGGGCCUGGAUCUACACCGCCACUGCAGAUGACGUCGAUGUGGUGAGAGCUGAGACUGUUCGCUGGGUGUCUCUAGACUUUAAGACGCUGGUGGUGUGGAACAGCCAUCCAUCAAACUACUCCUUCACUGUGAUGUACUCAGAAGAUCAUCAGGACUGGAACACGAGUCCAGACUGCAUCAAAAUCUAUGAGUCACAGUGUGAUCUGACCAACUACCUCACACAUUUGGAUAGGUCAUAUACUGCAGAUAUCCAGACGGAAAUGGACUACGAUACAGAUGAGAACUUUCCUCACACCCUUUCUCCAGUGUUCAACCCUUACAGAGAAAGUGAGAUCAGUGCCGUUUCAUUCACUGUGGAUACUGUGGAAGAUGACAAAGUGAUGCUGCAUAUAACGGAUCCUCUGAGUGGUAUCCAUCGCAACAGAAAACACCUCACCAUUAGAGAUAUUCUCAAGACUGACCUGAAGUACAAGAUCAGUUACUACAAGGCUGGAAGCACUGGCAAGAGGGACAUAAUAUCUGACUCCAAUGUGGCUGAGGUGUCAAACCUGGAUGCCGGACAGAGUUACUGCUUCAUGGUGGCAGCCUACAUUCCCUCCAGACCAAAAGCUAACCAGUUAGGAGCCUGGAGCAAGCAGCAGUGUACGGCGGGACACACGAGCAUCCUGCAAGACCUGAGUAUCGGAGCCUUGAUUGGUGUGCUUUUCAUCCUGCUGGUGGUCAUCAUCGUCUUCAUCAUCGUGACCGUCCUCUGCUGCAAAUGCUGCCGAAAGAGAUCAGACCAACGUUCUUCAGCGGUUUAGCCUUUGUUUAAACAGGAAGCAGGUCUUUCUCCAGGUCUGAAGCUCCUGAAUGGUUUUUUUAUAUAACUUGAUACUUGUGUUUGAGGACAGCAACAAUUCAGCAUGAAGGCUCAGCAUUUAAGAAGCGCUUUAAUCAUGUGAAGGUUAAAGCAAGCUGGAGCAGCAGGUUAACUGUAUUCAACAGGGUGGGUCCUAAU
This is a messenger RNA of Thalassophryne amazonica, 1152 nucleotides long. Its product is annotated as tissue factor-like. Lineage: Eukaryota; Metazoa; Chordata; Actinopteri; Batrachoidiformes; Batrachoididae. The record is from RefSeq and is a predicted model, not a curated record. Gene Ontology annotation, molecular function: protein binding. Gene Ontology annotation, cellular component: membrane. Gene Ontology annotation, biological process: blood coagulation. The transcript has 7 exons. Bases 110 to 955 code for a protein of 281 amino acids.